UAUGCCUGGUAAUAAACAGUAAUAUUUAAUUUGUCGAAGACCACAAACCAACUUCGAGCUGGGAGGUACAUACUACCCUUGACAGACACUGAAAGAAGGCUUGGCUUAAAACGGGUCUCUUUUGGGGUCCUUUCCAAACUCUUCACCUGGACCCCGCCUCCCCCGUGAGCCUCCACUCCUGGUUUCUGCGCUGAAAAGAAGAGGUGGGAUUUUUGGAGAGCAGGACCCCGCGCGGGCACUGGGCGCCGGGCACACCAUGGCCGACGCAGAGGAGGGCUUUGGCCUGGGGCACACACCCCUGGAGCCAGACUCAAAGGACCUACCCUGCGACUCAAAAGUGGAGAACGCGCUAGGGGCCCCCAGCAAGUCCCCGUCCUCUCCGCAGGCUGCCUUCACCCAGCAGGGGAUGGAAGGGAUCAAGGUGUUUCUACAUGAAAGAGAACUGUGGCUGAAAUUUCAUGAAGUGGGCACGGAAAUGAUCAUAACCAAAGCCGGAAGGCGGAUGUUUCCCAGUUACAAAGUGAAGGUGACUGGCCUUAAUCCCAAAACGAAAUACAUACUCCUCAUGGACAUCGUUCCUGCCGACGACCACAGAUACAAGUUCGCAGAUAAUAAAUGGUCUGUGACGGGCAAAGCAGAGCCUGCCAUGCCGGGCCGCCUCUACGUGCACCCGGACUCGCCGGCCACCGGUGCUCACUGGAUGCGGCAGCUGGUUUCCUUCCAGAAACUCAAGCUUACCAACAACCACCUGGACCCAUUUGGGCAUAUUAUUCUAAAUUCCAUGCACAAAUACCAGCCCAGAUUACACAUCGUGAAAGCAGAUGAAAAUAAUGGAUUUGGCUCAAAAAAUACUGCCUUUUGCACCCAUGUCUUUCCGGAGACCGCAUUUAUCGCUGUGACUUCCUACCAGAACCACAAGAUCACCCAAUUAAAGAUCGAGAAUAAUCCCUUUGCCAAAGGAUUCCGGGGCAGCGAUGACAUGGAGUUGCAUAGAAUGUCGAGGAUGCAAAGUAAAGAAUAUCCUGUGGUUCCCAGAAGCACAGUGAGACAAAAAGUGGCCUCUAACCACAGUCCUUUCAGCAGUGAGCCUCGAGCUCUCUCCACCUCAUCCAACUUGGGGUCCCAGUACCAGUGUGAGAAUGGUGUGUCCGGCCCCUCCCAGGACCUUCUGCCCCCGCCCAACCCAUACCCACUGCCCCAGGAGCACAGCCAGAUUUACCAUUGCACCAAGAGGAAAGCAGAUGAAGAAUGUUCCACCACAGACCAUCCCUACAAGAAGCCCUACAUGGAGACAUCGCCCAGUGAAGAAGACCCCUUCUACCGCUCUGGCUACCCCCAGCAGCAGGGCCUGAGUGCCUCCUACAGGACAGAGUCAGCCCAGCGGCAGGCCUGCAUGUAUGCCAGCUCGGCACCUCCCAGCGAGCCCGUGCCCAGCCUGGAGGACAUCAGCUGCAACACGUGGCCCAGCAUGCCUUCCUACAGCAGCUGCACCGUAACCACCGUGCAGCCCAUGGACAGGCUCCCCUACCAGCACUUCUCUGCUCAUUUCACCUCGGGGCCCCUGGUCCCCCGGCUGGCUGGCAUGGCCAACCACAGCUCCCCGCAGCUCGGAGAGGGAAUGUUCCAGCACCAGACCUCAGUGGCCCACCAGCCUGUGGUCAGGCAGUGUGGGCCUCAGACUGGCCUCCAGUCCCCUGGCAGCCUGCAAGCCUCUGACUUCCUCUACUCUCAUGGCGUGCCAAGGACCCUGUCUCCACACCAGUACCAUUCUGUGCAUGGGGUUGGCAUGGUGCCAGAGUGGAGCGAGAACAGCUAAAGGCAGGCCUGCUUUGUAACAGACGUUUGCCAGGGAGAGAAGAGAGAGAAACAGGAGGGACGGAGAGAGACAGGAGCAGAGAGAACCCCACGGACAAGAUUUUUCUUUUCAGCCAGUGUUCACAUCUGCACUCGAGACCCCUGGACACCCAUCAGAUCAGCAGCUUGAAGCCACAAUUCAGAAAAUGUGACUUUGUCGUUUUGUCUCCAAACAUAAAAAGCAAACGCAAAGAUGAGUCCCUCCCACCAAGAUCACCAUGCUCAUCAGCUGGCCACGUUCACCCCGCCUCCAGACGUCCUCCCAGAUUCCUUUUUAUUGGUCUCCAGAAAGUCCUGUCUCAUUGAGUGUUUUAUCCUAAUGUGUAGUCGGAGGCGUUUCCUGUCUUGGUGUUUAUGUUGACAUUGUUAUAUAAUAAAUAAUAAUAUAUUUUUUUCUUCCAAUUUUCUUAACGGGACCCAGUCCCUUAUUUGGGGGGAGGUCUGAGGCAGGUAUGUUUCAAAAUAUGUACUUGUGGGGUUCCCCUCAAAUACGCCACUCCUGAAACUUAAAUUCGCCGCCCUCUCCUUGACUAUGAAAUCACCUACCUCUGCCUUGUGACGUUUCUGAAAAGGUUCCCUGUGUCCCAGCUUUUCUCCGAUUUUGUCCUACUGUCCCCACCAUCAUGGAGCUGGUUGGGCUUUCUGCUUACCAGGGGAGUCAGGAUAACGCUAGGCUCCAUCUGAUGUCCUAUCUGCCUCACUCCCGUCUUCCCAGCUCUGUCUUUCCAGCCCUCUGUCGCUAAAACGUGGCCUAUAGCUUCCCGUCCGGAAAGCUUGCUUUGAAAAACUUAAAAAGCCCUGGUUUACAUGCGGGCAGAACUGUGAUAAGCGAGGAGCAAGCUCUGCGCUGACAAGAGUCAUGAAAACGCCAAAAUAAAUACUCGUCCUGAUAAAAAACAAAGCCAGCCCCAAGCUUCCAAACCUCCUCCGCUGACCUGACCCAAUCUGGAUGCAAAGCAAAAUCCACAAUCCCUGAAGAGGAGGCAAGACGUGCUCACCGAUUAUUUCUCUCCAAAAAAAUCACAACGACAUCCAACGCUGGCACAAAACUGUGGUUAUUGAAAGCAGAAAGCAGUAUUAAAAAAAAAAUGUGUAAGUAAAACGUUACUGCAGGGUUCUUCAGAUGUAAUAUUUUACUGGUACUAUUUAUUUAUAAAUAGGAGUUCUAAUUAAGUAAUAACAUGAAAUGAGAUCCAGCAUGGGAGCUGGCCAAGAGCUUUUAAUUUUAUUGAUACUCAAAACCAAGUUUGCAUUUUUUUUCUUUCGAAUGUGCUUUGCUUUCUUGAUUUAAAAAAAAAUUGUUUUUUAACUGACCCUAAUAAAGAGAACAGGGUAAUACUGA
Molecule: messenger RNA, 3196 nt
Organism: Manis pentadactyla (Chinese pangolin)
Lineage: Eukaryota; Metazoa; Chordata; Mammalia; Pholidota; Manidae
Gene: TBX5
Product: T-box transcription factor 5
Exons: 9
Coding region: 257-1816 (519 amino acids)
Biological process (GO): positive regulation of DNA-templated transcription; cardiac left ventricle formation; pattern specification process
Cellular component (GO): nucleus
Molecular function (GO): DNA-binding transcription factor activity, RNA polymerase II-specific; RNA polymerase II cis-regulatory region sequence-specific DNA binding
Source: RefSeq, a predicted model, not a curated record